Messenger RNA from Hyphopichia burtonii NRRL Y-1933, 910 nucleotides. RefSeq names its product proteasome core particle subunit alpha 6 (gene PRE5). The record is from RefSeq and is a predicted model, not a curated record. NCBI's taxonomy places the organism in Eukaryota, Fungi, Ascomycota, Pichiomycetes, Serinales, Debaryomycetaceae. Bases 56 to 910 code for a protein of 284 amino acids. Gene Ontology annotation, biological process: ubiquitin-dependent protein catabolic process. The transcript has a single exon. Gene Ontology annotation, cellular component: proteasome core complex, alpha-subunit complex; proteasome core complex; nucleus.
AUCAGUAUUCCACGUAUAAUAACGAAAACAUUGUAACAGAUCGAAGAAGCGGACGAUGUUUAGAAAUAAUUAUGAUAACGAUUCAGUCACAUACUCACCUACUGGUAGAUUAUUCCAAGUGGAGUAUGCUUUAGAGGCCAUCAAACAAGGUAGUGCCGCUGUUGGGCUUGUGUCGAAGAAAGAUGUUGUUUUGGUUGCAUUGAAAAGAAAUGCCGAAGAAUUGGGAUCAUAUCAAAAGAAACUUAUUAAGGUUGAUGAUCAUAUGGGGAUUGCAUUAGCAGGUUUGGCCCCAGAUGCUAGAGUUUUAUCUAAUUUUUUAAGAAAACAAGCUAUGAACUCCAAAAUGAUUUUCAAUAGACCAUUGCUGACCUCUAAAGCAGUGUAUUCUAUUGCCGAUAAAGCGCAAGAAAAUACACAAUCCUAUGGUUCCAGACCUUAUGGGGUUGGUCUUUUGGUUGCAGGUUAUGAUGAAUCUGGUGCUCAUUUAUAUGAAUUUCAACCAUCUGGUUCUGUAUUGGAAUACUUUGGUGCUGCAAUUGGUGCCAGAUCACAAGCAGCAAGAACAUAUUUGGAAAGAAAUUUAGAAACUAUUCGUGAAACUGAAUCCCCAGAAGAAUUGAUUGUUCAUGGUUUAAAUGCUUUAAGAGAUACUUUACCUCAAGAUGUUGAAUUGACUUAUAGAAAUACUUCUGUUAGUAUUGUUGGGAAGGAAACUAAAUACACCAUAUACGAUGACGAAGACGUCCAACAAUGGUUAGAUAAAUUAGACUCAGUUUCCAAUGCUAGAAAUAGAGAUGACGACGACGACGACGAAAAUGCUGAUAACGAGCAACAAGAUAACCAGCAAGAUCAACAACAAGAAGGUGGAGACUCCAAUAAUAAUGAAGAUAGAAUGGAAACUGAUGAAUAA